Messenger RNA from Suillus subaureus, 1471 nucleotides. RefSeq names its product pyridoxal phosphate-dependent transferase. Bases 218 to 1390 code for a protein of 390 amino acids. The record is from RefSeq and is a predicted model, not a curated record. NCBI's taxonomy places the organism in Eukaryota, Fungi, Basidiomycota, Agaricomycetes, Boletales, Suillaceae. The transcript is spliced from 14 exons. Gene Ontology annotation, molecular function: L-alanine:glyoxylate transaminase activity; L-serine:pyruvate transaminase activity. Gene Ontology annotation, cellular component: peroxisome.
CAGGCGAUUCCGCCCAUCCCGAAGGUGCUAAUACAUAGCAGCGUGUUUUGCUGUGUUAUGUUUUCCCAAUGAGUCUAAGUACCCUCCGCAGCGCCUCCAUCAAGUCCUCUUCAUCCAUCUCCUACCUACUUCCCGUAUAUUCAGCUAUCCGUUGACAAGUCCUGCUCGAAAGAUGUCUACAGAGUGUAAAUUUGUACAGGCACCACACAAGUGAGUUAUGAUCAGGUCGUUGUGUGAGUCGUCCGAGACUGAGAGAUCGCGUCUCAUCCCAGGACCGAUUGAGGUCACGGAUGAGGUCCUCUUCGCCAAUGCGCAUCCCUCGAUGUCGCACAUGUCCCCCGACUUUGCACUAGUCUUUGGUGAUUGCAUUCGCAUGACUAGACAACUUCUUUACUCAAAGGACGCGCAGCCGUUCCUGAUCGCUGGGUCAGGCACGUUAGGAUGGGAUCAGGUCUCCGCUAAUCUCGUAGAACCAGGCGAGAACGCGCUCGUUCUCCACAGUGGUUAUUUUGCCGAUAGUUUUGCAGACUGUUUGCAGACCUAUGGCGCCAAUGUAGACCAGAUCAAGGCUGAGAUAGGCGGCGCUGUCAAGGAGGCUGAUAUUGAGCGCGCACUUCAAGCGAAGAGGUAUAAGAUUGUUACAGUGACCCACGUUGACACCUCGACAGCCGUCUUGUCUGACAUCAAAGCAAUUGCAAAUGUCGUCAAGAGAGUUUCUCCGGACACACUUGUUGUCGUUGAUGCUGUCUGCUCUGUGGCGAGCGAAGAAAUCCAAAUGGAUGCCUGGGGCAUUGAUGUCGUGUUGACAGCCAGCCAGAAAGGUCUAGGCACACCACCAGGUCUCAGUAUCGUCGUUGCUUCUCAGAAAGCCAUUCAGGUAUUCGAGAACCGCUCAACGCCAGUCACAACCUACUACGGCAGCUGGAAGAAAUGGCUACCCAUAAUGAAAGCCUACGGGAACAACUCCGCCGCCUACUUCGCCACGCCGCCCGUCAACCUCAUCUAUGCGUUCCACGCGUCCCUCACGCAGAUAAUGAAGGGCUCUGUCUCGCUCGAGCAACGAUUCAAGUUCCACCAAGACGUCAGCAGACGUAUCAAGAAGGCAGCAGAGGAAGUCGGGUUCAAGGGCGUGCCUCUUAGUGAAGACGUCCAGGCCAAUGGCAUGUCUGCGCUUUACUUCCCUGACGGUUUCACGGCGAGCGAUAUCGUUCCUCGUCUGUUGAAGAAAGACGUCGUUGUCGCCGGUGGAUUACAUGCCAGUAUCAAAGACAAAUACUUCCGUAUAGGGCACAUGGGUGUUUCCGUCGUUGACCCUAGUCGGGGGGACGUUGACAAGAUAAUCAGCGCCGUGAAGGAGUCACUCGCAGAAGCCAAGGCUAGCAAGCAGUAGGAACUAGAGUGAAAUGAUUUUAUAUGGCAUGUACGAUACAAUGAAUAAAGUACAUCUCGAUUUUACACGUCAUUCACAACC